This is a messenger RNA of Pomacea canaliculata, 1358 nucleotides long. RefSeq names its product UDP-glucuronosyltransferase 1-5-like. The transcript has 2 exons. Lineage: Eukaryota; Metazoa; Mollusca; Gastropoda; Architaenioglossa; Ampullariidae. The record is from RefSeq and is a predicted model, not a curated record. Gene Ontology annotation, molecular function: UDP-glycosyltransferase activity. Bases 345 to 1358 code for a protein of 337 amino acids.
AACACGUUGGCAUGAAUAUGAUUCUAAACAAAAUUUCAUGACAACGAGGGGUAAUGGGUGUAGGUAGAAAGUCCUCUCAUUAAUCACGCAGUUAGCACAAUGGAUGACAUGUCCGAGGGCCUUGCAGCUUUACAAGUAUUUAUUUGUCAGCACUCGCGAGAAAAAUCCAGGUGACCCAGGUCAGGUGGGUAAUAUAAUCCUCGUCAGGCGAUGUGAAUGUGUUCGGUGUCCCUCCUCGGCAAUAUUUCAAAGCAGCUUGAACUAGUGCAGACAUUGAAAGGUUGUGAGUACAGCAAGAUCCAAAAUCAUUUUUAGAGGACCAAAAACGCAUCAAAGACCUGAAAAUGAGACAAUUCCUGCUUUGGACAGUCUGCCUCGUGUUGCUGCCCCUGUGUGUGGGGGGUAAGAGAGUUGUCUUCAUGCCCUUCCCCUUCACCAGCCACACCAACUACCACACGAACGUAGCGCGGACCCUCGCUCGGCAAGGUCACGAGGUGUGGUUGACCAUGCCCGACUACAUCGUCAACAGACGGGUGUUGGACACGACUAACUUGACUGUCAUCGAGUACCAGACAUUGAAAAACUUUGAGGAGAUUAUAACUGCCGCUUUCCCCGGCAACUAUUUUAAAGGAUUGUCUGAGGAUUUGAGUGUGCUUAUGUCUAUUGGCUUACAAUUUUGUGAUACUCUUCUUACGAACGCUUCUUUUUUCCAGAAGGUUAAAGAACUGCGUCCGGAUCUUUUCGUUUUUGACAAUAUACGACUCAUAAACAUGAUGACGAUAAUAUCAUAUAGACUUGGGGUGCCUUUUGCUUUUCUUGGAGCAUUUUACGACCCGAGCUACCAGCGAAUCCCUUUACAGCCUUGCAACAUACCAGGUCCAAUUUUUAGCUACAACCAUCAUAUGAGUUUUCUUCAGCGAGUUUUAAACACUGUAAUUCAUGUUUUUUCCUCUGCGGUGGACGGAUAUUCCCACAAUGAUGCAGUCAGUCGCUAUGCACCAGAAAUGCCUUUCCUUACUAUAGACAUGCUUGUAGCAAGAGCUGAGAUCUGGCUGGUUGAGACGGACCACAUCCUAGACUACCCGAGACCAUCGAUGCCCAAUGUCAAACUAAUAGGAGGAACAGUUACAGGUCCUGGAAAACCAUUGCCACCGCAGUUUAAAUCUUUUAUGGAUGAUGCAAGAGAAGGAGUAGUUAUCGUAUCGUUUGGUAGUUAUAUACUCAGUCCACCAGAACCAAUCACACAAAAAAUCAUGAAUGUGUUGAAAGAUUUACCUUUUAAAUCCGUUUUCCGUUCCAACAUUUCGUCACCAAACUCAAAGAAGAUCCUGACGUCGUCAUGGAUACCUCAAGAAUGA